Molecule: messenger RNA, 3320 nt
Organism: Patiria miniata (bat star)
Lineage: Eukaryota; Metazoa; Echinodermata; Asteroidea; Valvatida; Asterinidae
Gene: tekt3
Product: tektin-3-like
Exons: 6
Coding region: 413-1927 (504 amino acids)
Biological process (GO): cilium movement involved in cell motility; cilium assembly
Cellular component (GO): nucleus; microtubule cytoskeleton
Source: RefSeq, a predicted model, not a curated record
GUUAACCUAACUACUGGCGCGACCGGGCGAACAAUUGCGUCCGUAGCAACACGGCUUGCACAGCACUGCAUUAUGCAUUAAGCGGAUCGGCGCGACGUUUCUAUAAACAUAAACCCGGUCGUGAAGUGAGUGGAGUGUUGGAUUGUAGGUCUACCGAAAAGGAUUUCCCACGUCAUUUGGAGUGAACAUAUCUAAAUGUCAACACGUUUUGGGAGUUUCAGAAUCCUGAUUUCCCUCGAUUUGGAAGAAAUAACUGUAGUCGCUAGUUUGUCUCAACCUUUUGAAGUUUCCGCAGUACAAGCUCUGUGACAGGAAAUUCCUGUGACACACCUGUUGAUCCUACGCGUUUACACCUGACACCCCAAUCAUUUAGUACUCUAGAUACAGUACGAGCGAUCUAUAACCAGACACCAUGCAGGACUACUACGGUCAAACCAUGACGGCAAGCUACUUCUCUGCCCCCAGAGUGGGCAUGGGAACGAGCUACUUGCCCCCACUAGAAAGCACCAUGCAGGCCUCCUACAAGAGCUACGCACCUCCAUUUGUUGUCAGCCAAUCUCUCAAUCUACCGUGGAAGCCUAGCACUUACCAACGCGGUGCUAUGAGGUCCAUGCCGACCAGUCUCAGCGCUCCGGAGCUCAACCCCAGCACCCUGUACCGAGACGAUGUGGUCUCCAAAGUCCCUCCUCUCAUGCCCUCAGCCCGUACCGCCCUGUUCUCCAAGUAUACCCCGACAGAUUGGUUCAAGUCCAACAACCAGAACUACCGCUCCUCUGACAUGACGCGCAGCGCAGCCCAACGCCUGCGGGACGAGAACGUGCGCAUCUGCCACGACACCGACGCGCGCACCGUCAAGACCCAACAGGAAUCCAGCAAGAAUCUUGGCAAUCGGCUCCAGGACAUCAACUUCUGGAAGUCCGAGAUCAACCACGAGCUGGACGAGAUGGGGAAGGAGAUCAACGACCUGGUGGCCUGGAAGCUGCGGACGGAGAACGCCUUGAAGGAGACUGAGGGACCGCUACAGAUCGCCCAGGAGUGCCUCUUCAACAGGGAGAAGCGACAGGGCAUUGAUCUGGUCAAUGAUAAUGUCGAAAAGCAAUUGAUAAAGGAAGUAAAUACUAUCCGUGAGAGCCAAAACAAGCUGAGAAAAGCGAUUGACCGCGCAAACACACAUAUAAGCAUGAGUCGCGCCGCCCAGCACGAAUUGGAGAAGGAUCUCACAGACAAGUUCCGCGCUCUGACCAUCGACAACAAGUGUCACCAGCUGGGCAACACCUCCCACGGUCUGGCAUACUACCGCGGGAUUGAGGGCGUGGAUCAGUGUGUCUCAAUUCCCGAAUCCUGGGCCAAGUUCUCCAACGACAACAUCCUGCGGUCCCAGCGGGAGCGCAACUCCUCCAAGGGUCUCCGUGGCGAUAUCGACAGCACAUUACAGGAGACGUCCAACGACAUGUGGACGCAGAACAACGGUGUCAACGUGGCUUUCUCCGGGCGCAUUGCUGAGACUAUGGACGCACGCAACAGCCUGCAGUCCCACCUGGCCAGGGUUCUUCAAGAGAUUAACGAGAUGGAGAACAACAUCGACGUCCUACGCAAGGCGAUUGCCGACAAGACCGCGCCGAUGCAGGUGGCUCAGAGCAGACUGGAGAGCAGAACACGCCGCCCCAAUGUGGAGCUGUGCCGUGACCAGCCACAACACAGGCUUUUCCGCGAAGUUGGUGAGAUCUACGAGACGGUUGACGUUCUACAGAACCGCCUCCGCGCGGCAGAGUCCGCCCUUCAAGAGCUCUGCAACACCAAGACCACCCUAGAACACGACCUGGGUGUCAAGAACAACAGCUUGUACAUCGACAAGGAGAAGUGCAUGGGUACCAGGAGGACAUACCCAACCACUGCUAAGCUGGCCGGGUACCGGGGACAACCAUGAAAACUGCGCAUGAUCGCACAACAUCCCGCGCAUGCGCGUGCGGAGUAAUCUGACAGAUUUGCAUACAUGUUGCAUAAAUUUGCAUGCUUUUUUGUGGUGCGUCCAUUCAAAUUUGAUCGAAUGUGGCAGCUUUAAUUAAAAUUCCAAAUGAUGUAAAUUGUUGCACUCACAAGUACUUUUUUGGUUUGUAGGCACAUGGUCUGAGACAAAAGUCUGAGAAACAGCUUAGGCACCACAUGUUGCAAUUAUUUUUGGACAUGUAAUCAUUACAAGUAUUUGUAAAGGGUAUAUACAUGUAAUAGUCAUAUUUCUGUUGCCUUUAUCAAUGAAUUCCGUCCAGAAAUAAAGAAACUUCACAAGUAUAUCCUUGCCUGAUUGUUCACAUUUUAAUUAAAACAAAGAAACUAUUUUAGUAAGAAAGAAUAUCUAGAGAAUAGGCAUUAGUAACACUUAAUGAGCAUUGAUAUGUCAGUUCAAAACAUAUGCAAAUGCGACUUAGUUCCUGAAUAUUAAUAGGGUAGACCUACAUCAUGAAGGUAAAAUUUGAAAUGUACUAAUUUGUUCUCUAAUAACACCCACCGUAUAUAUUUCGAAAAUAUUUUUUGUCAGAUAUUGCAACAGCCGUCUGUUAACAUCUGUGUUACGCAAAUUCCUAAUUUCAAGUUGUAGACGACUGUUAGAAAUAUCAAAAAACUGUCAGCUGUGCAUAAUCAAGUGUGCUUUAACAAAACCAUGAAAAUAUUUCAAGUAAAAAAACUUAAUUUGUAAAGUAUGUCCGAUAACAAGUAUUAAAAGAAACGAUAUGGCGUUUCAGGCAAGACCAAUUACGACUGCCAAUCUUUCAAGGACAAAAACAUUAAGCAAUGCCAAAUAAAAAAAGUUAAGUAAAUCAUUUGUUUGAUUUUUUUUGUUUCAUAUUUUUUAAAUCUGAGCACGAAGGAUGCUUCUGUAUAUAAUUGGGAAAGUUGAUUUCAAGAGGCUUUGAAAAUUGUAUAAUUUCUGUUUGGCAAAAAUAUUACCAGUGAAUAAUUGUAAAUAACGGCUUUUUCUCUUUUUUUCCCACACUUGCAAUAACUAUGCAUGAAACAAAAUUAACGUAACGUGUGUGAAUUGGUGUGUAUCCUUGUAACAAAUUCGGCGGUUUGAUAUUUUUCUUUACAACUGAAAAGUUUAUUUAUACACCUAUUUUUUUUUGGAAUUUAAGGGUAUAUAGGACUACGCUAUUUUUUAGAUUAAAAUUCACAGUUUUAUUCAGUCUUAAGGAAAAAUAUCAAAAUACCGUUUUUGUCUGUUUUACUGCAUGGAUGUGUUUUUAAGCAAAUAACUGAACAUUAUACAAGCGGCUGUGCAAAAAUAAAAAAAAGUGUAAAAAAUAAAGUUUGUUCAAAAAGUG